UUUUCACUUUCCACAAACUUGAAACUCGCUCCUGUCAUUGAGCGUCUAUCGUCGCUGUGAUACUUUAGAUCUGCACGACAUGUGGACGCAGUCUGGACCUGGGCGUGAGGCGCAUUCAGGCGCAUUGAGAUCAGCUGGGCUCGGCCAUCGCUGCAGCUCUGAGCUCCAGCAGCGACGCGGUCAGACUCAACUCUGGAUCUAAAUAUAAAUGCAGCUUUAUAAAUACCUCCGGCUGCACUUCAGCUGAGAAACUGCUCGAGCAGCAAAUCAGACGGGCUGUGUUUCUCUGCAGCAUGGCGGGCUGUGGAGAGAUGGACCACCCGGUGAAUGUCCUGGCUCCUACCAAGCUCAUAGAGGAAGUGGGAGACACUUGUGCCACGGAGUCCUCCACCACCACCUCCACCCCGGAGUGUGCCAUCUGCCUUCAGAGCUGCGUCCACCCAGUACGCCUCCCCUGCUGCCACGUCUUCUGCUUCCUGUGUGUGAAAGGUGCCUCCUGGCACAGCAAGCGUUGUGCUCUCUGCCGACAGGAAGUGCCAGAGGACUUCCUGGAGCGGCCAGUUCUCCUCUCACCUGAAGAACUGAAGGCAGCAGCUGCAGGGGUGAGCCGAAGUGGCGGGACAGGGGGCGGUUCCGGUGGGGACUAUGCGUGGUACUAUGAAGGGCGCAAUGGCUGGUGGCAGUAUGAUGAGAGGACCAGCCGUGAGCUGGAGGAGGCGUUUUCCAGGGGCAAGAAGAGCACAGAGAUGCUGAUUGCAGGGUUUCUUUAUGUGGCCGACCUGGAGAACAUGGUGCAGUUUCGCCGCAAUGAGCAUGGCCGCAGGCGCAAGAUAAAGAGGGAUGCUGUAGACAUCCCCAAGAAGGGUGUGGCAGGACUGAGGUUAGACCCUGAUCCUCCCACCACCCCUGCUUCGCCAAUUGUCACGCCAGCUGCAACAGAACGCGUCAGCUCAGCAGAUGGAUCAGACACUGCAGGACAAUCGCAACCGUCAUCAUUUGGCAUUUUGUCUCUCCCCCCUGUUAGACCUCCAACACUCCUGGGGCGUCAUCUCACAAGUCCUUUCCCUCCCUCACUCUCACCCCUCGAAGACUCUUUCUCCCAGCUCCUAAUUAGCCAACCAGAGGGGGAAGAGGUGGAAGGAGAUGGUGAGCUCCAGACAUACGAGUAUGCAUCUGGCAACAGUGAGAGUGACGAAGAAACAGAGAGCGAGAGAGGGAGAGCAGCUUUGGUUCCACAGAGAAGACUUAGACAGAGACCGCUAAGAGAGAACCACCCAGCCAGAAUGCCUCCCCGGGGCGGACCCUCCAACUCCGCACUCAGUCUCCGCUCACGUAGUCCAGAUGGACAGUGCACUGUGACAGAGGUGUGACUGCACCAGUGGUGUCUAUCCUCCAGACAACACACAUUAAACUAAUCAGUUCAGCAAAAAAACCUUUGAAAUCUAAUAUGCAUCUUUUGAAGGUCCCUUGAAAUUAAAAAUCAAUCAUUGAAGUUGUGUUUCUGUCAUUUGAGCCGUUUUCAGAUAUGACCUACGGGUAAUAGCUUGUGUGGCUCACAGCUGUGUGCUCGGAUGUGUGGACUAAUAUUUAAGUACUUAACAUCUGAGAAACUCAUGGUCAUCUUUGUCAUGCUCCAAAAACAGUAACACUAUUACAGCCAUUUCAUGGGACCUUUAACACAUCUUUUUGUUCUUCUAAACUAGUUUUGGGCAGCAAUAUGAAGCAGUGGUAGUCGUGCAUCACUCCCAGCAAAAGUCUUGUUUCCAGGCUAAAAAAUGCUGUGAGAAAAUCUAUCACCUCUUUGAUGGGCAUCAAAAAAAAAAAACUACCAUCAGUCCCUGCAUUAAUAUCAGUGUGUGACAGCGCAAUACGACAAAACUAGUCCCUCUGUGUUCUCUGUUCUUUUGACCUCAUGUUUGAUUCUCUUUUUGGAGUGAUUAUAUAAAAAUGAAGUUUCUGUGUAGCACCUUAUGUACCAAUAACAGAUGGUAUCACAGAUUUCCUGCUUUGCUGAUUUUGGUUUAUGGAGGUGAUGAAGUUUUAAUUAGUAUCCAAUGAUGAACUAUUUAAGCGUGUGCGUGCGUGCGUGUGUGUGUUUAAGUUUAUGACAGAGAAGCUGAGUUCUUUUACUUUUAGUGUAAAACUCUUGUCUGAAUAAUUACUUGUGUGUUUUGUGUUUGUGUGAAUGGUGUUGGGUGCUAAAAGCUACUGGCAGAACCACUGGAAAUAUUUCGGCUAUAUAUGUAGAGUGACACAUUUGGAUCUCUAUUUGUCGUCGCAGUACUCUCCAUAGGGCCACUAUCUACGCACUGACACUGACAUGUACUUUGGAAGAGCUCAAGCUGUCCUCACACGCUCUGUUUUCUUCUCCUUUUGCUCCAGCUGCUAUUAUUUUAACUGUGAACUCGUCAUGGUCGGUGUCUUGCUGUCUGAAUGACCUUAAACGGUCUUCUGUCUGUCUGGUGUUGCCCCUGUGGUCUUUUUGUCAGCGUAUUAAAAGUGUUAUGAUUUGAAAACACAUGUUGUCUGUUU
Molecule: messenger RNA, 2532 nt
Organism: Paralichthys olivaceus (Japanese flounder)
Lineage: Eukaryota; Metazoa; Chordata; Actinopteri; Pleuronectiformes; Paralichthyidae
Product: E3 ubiquitin-protein ligase rnf146-like
Biological process (GO): Wnt signaling pathway; ubiquitin-dependent protein catabolic process
Cellular component (GO): nucleus; cytoplasm
Molecular function (GO): ubiquitin protein ligase activity; poly-ADP-D-ribose binding; zinc ion binding
Source: RefSeq, a predicted model, not a curated record